Williopsis jadinii is the source of this 1157-nucleotide messenger RNA. RefSeq names its product Vps51p (gene VPS51). NCBI's taxonomy places the organism in Eukaryota, Fungi, Ascomycota, Saccharomycetes, Phaffomycetales, Wickerhamomycetaceae. The record is from RefSeq and is a predicted model, not a curated record. The transcript has a single exon. The coding region runs from base 325 to 1026 and encodes 233 amino acids.
AAACAAGCCACAAAGACGAAAAGUAAACAAACCACAAAGACGAAGAGUAAACAAACUACUAUUUACGUAGGUAGUGUCGUCACUGAUUACAGCGUAUAGAACAAAUGCUAAGGUCAACUGAACGGUGGUUUUAAUUUCCCUCAGCUAACUUCCAUCAUCAAAACAAGAAAAAAAGAUCAGAAAUAGUGCCUGUAUUGUGUCCUCUACCGGUGAUGAUACGUUUUCCCUUUGAAAACGUCUCUACUCCCCAACCCGCCCCCACGGCCGAUAGAUCCAAGAAAGACCUGCUUAACCGGCUCCACUUUAGCAAUUGAGAGGGUAUCAAUGGAGCAGAUAUCGCAUAAGAAAGCUUCAAAGAGCGAACAGAGGAGACGUGCUCUGAAGGAGUACUACAGGCUCAAGAGGCUUGAAAAGGAGGAUGGGCUCAAGCCGACGGCGGCACAGUCGAACGAAGAUGAACCUCAGGCACCAGAAGACGAACUGGACUUACAAAAGUGUGACUUUAAGACCUUGAUAACGCAGACGAAUAAGCUGAGCCUCAAUAUUAAUACGAUAAGUUCCACUACGAAGAACAUUGUGUAUAACAACUAUUAUGAGCUCAUAAAGUUGAACGAUUUCCUGGAUGAUUUGACACACCUGAACAUAUAUUCUGCCGUUGACGAUGAAGACAAGAAGAAAAAGUCUAAGAAAUCCGUCUUGGAGAUACUGGGAGGUGGUUCUGUGAAUAAAGAGAAAGAUACUGUGGUACCAGAGGAGAUUGACACUUUUCAACGGUUGAGAAGUUUGAUGAACAAGAUUGAAAGCCAUGAUAAGAACACUUUCCAAAAAUACACUGCACCAACAAAUCCCGAUAACGAGAUAUCAAACAUCUUCAACGUUCUUCAACUACACGAAUCCAGCAAAGAAGUUGAAGAGUAUAAGGCAAGACUAUCGGAGACUCUAUCAAAAUGGAUAGAUCAACUACAGGGGUCUGGAAAGGACUCGUUAAUACACCAGUUGAGGGAUUUACAAAAUGCCCUUGUAUAAUAGAUCUCAGUACAUAUAUCGAUUGUAUACAUAUCUUCAAUCCUUCUUUAACUCAAAGUAUUCAGUUCUAACGCCAUCUUUGGUAACAAUCAGAAUCUCCAACCCAUCACCAACGUGGAUGUGUCUCUCCG